Lactuca saligna is the source of this 948-nucleotide messenger RNA. The record is from the annotation of a GenBank genome assembly. NCBI's taxonomy places the organism in Eukaryota, Viridiplantae, Streptophyta, Magnoliopsida, Asterales, Asteraceae.
AUCGAUCAAAAGUUCAAUACCGAUCUUAAUUUCUUAUAUACAUACAUACAUGCACAUAUCAAACAUUACCAAGAACCGCAAGUUCGUUUUCCCCUCUAAAUGGCUACCUGCAGAAUGCCAAUAUCAGCUCAGAGUCUUUUCCUUCUAAUGUACAGGCAACAAAUUGAUAAACACACAAUGCAGGUGUGCAUGAAGAAGAAGAAGAAGGAUGAAAACGUACGCUACAGAACCCACAAUCACAAGAAAAUCAUGUCAUCGAUUAUCACUAAUUCAAUUAUUGAACAAGAUCCUACACCAUCAGAUACAAUAACACAGUUCUACAAAUGCAUAAAUGAAAAGAAUAUAAAGCAACUAGAAAACUACAUUUCAAACGAUUGCUUCUUCGAAGACUAUUCGUUUUCCAAUCCAUUCAAAGGCAAACAGGAGGUUCUACGUUUUCUUGAUCAGCUAAUCACGGGAAUGGGCCGAAACGUAGAGUUUCAUGUUGCUCAUAUUUAUGAAGAUGACGAUGAUCUAACAGCUGGUGUCAAUUGGCAUCUGGUGUGGAAGAACAGGCAGGUGCCCUUUACGAGAGGCUGUAGUCUCUACAGAUUAACAAGAGAAGGAAAAGGAUUAAUGAUCAGGAAAGCACAAGUUUUUGUUGAGUCCCCAAUUAAACCAGGAGAUUUGUUCCUGAUUCUGUUGAAGAUUGUGACUUCGUUAUUUGAUGCUUUUCCAGAGGCUACCGAAUGGUUCUUUCGGAGUCAACAUUUCAUAGUGCAAAUAUUGUUGAAGGCUUACUGUAUAUUUAUAGUUCCGUUCAUAAGCCCGAUACUUUCUUUCUAUGUGAAUCUUGGGAAACUGAUUGUGAGGUUCGUGAGCAUAGCGUUAAAGAUAUUCGAAUACUGCUCGAGAUUAUUUACAACAGGCGAAAGUGCACGAGCGGUGGUGGAUUCCCGAAAGAAAUAA